Molecule: messenger RNA, 2105 nt
Organism: Paralichthys olivaceus (Japanese flounder)
Lineage: Eukaryota; Metazoa; Chordata; Actinopteri; Pleuronectiformes; Paralichthyidae
Source: RefSeq, a predicted model, not a curated record
UUUUGCUCAGGGCCCGCUGAAAGACGCUCCCAACCUGAUCUGCACACCGCACACAGCCUGGUACAGCGAGCAGGCCUCUCUGGAGAUGAGGGAGGCGGCCGCCACCGAGAUCCGAAGAGCCAUCACCGGUCGAAUCCCCGACAGCCUACGAAACUGCGUCAACAAGGAGUUCUUCGUCACCACGGCACCGUGGGCAGUUAUGGAUCAACCAGGGGUUCACCACGAGCUCAACGGCGCCGCCUACAGAUACCCGCCAGGUGUGGUUGGAGUGGCUCCGGGCGGCAUCCCGGGAGCGUUAGAGGGCAUCGUCCCGGGUGGGGUGCCCAUCGCCCAUACCAUGCCCUCUGGUACACACCCCUCCCAGGCCCCGUCGCCCAACCAGCCCUCCAAACACGGCGAAACCAGAGAGCACCUCACCGAGCAAUAGCAGCAGAAGGGAUACGAGCAACGGCGACAUCUCAUCCGACCCGUCGACACUCAGAACCAACGGAACGCAACUGGGACCAAGAGACAGUGAAACGACACAAGCGGCUGCCUGUUCCAUCAGUCAGCAACUGGGAACAGAACGUGUUCCGGGGGAAUUUGUACUUUUAACGUUUUAGUUUUUACUCUCUGUCUCUUUGGCUUCAGUACCGACUUUAAUCUUUCAUGAUGAUGUUGUUUUCUUUUUUUUGUUUUGGUUGGUUUUUCUUCGGGACAUGCCUAUGAUUGUGGACACAGAGUCCAGUGUUUUUAGCUCUCCGGGAUGAUGACCCGAUGAGACUCGGUCCCGACGCCCCCACCCCUUCACCCUCGUCCCUGCCCCUUCACCUCAUGGGAAACGUAGGCCCACGUCUCAACACGACAAGAGCAAAAUAAACUUUGGCAUCAUGUGCUACUGGACCUUAUCCUAAUCAAACCCCCCCCCCCUCAUCAUCCUCCCCGACCACCCUCCCCCACCCACUCCCCUCCUCUGCCCACCUCCUCCCUUAUGUAACUAAUGUGUGUUGUUUAGGCCCCUCAUUACGCCUCAGAAGAGAAUUCUUUUUGUUUUGUGUUUUCUUUUCCAAUCUUUAGUGUGAAUGACUAAAAAUGGAUUAUUGAAGUAAAUAUAUUUAUCAUUCGUCAAACGAAAAGGAAAAGAUUGCUCAUCACUUAAAGUAAUCUAGAGUGGGUUUUAACCCUUUCCUGGCAAUAUAAACACAGCUCGCACGGCUGCGGUUACACGUCUUCACCACUCGGGGGCACUUGUACAUCCUUCUCCUCGUAGGGUUGCUCCAGUACACUUUGUUUGGAGCGCUCUCUGCAGUAAACACUAACAAACACUUUCACUUUAUACGACUGAUUGUAGCUGAAUUUAAAGAGUUGAAGCUUCCAGCUGGGUAUUUAGCGUUUGUUUUUGAAAAUGGAGAGUAGGUGAUGUGUCAGCGUGAGCUGUGAAGAAGAGAGCGUUUAAAAAUAAUCACUGAAAUAAGAAGGCCGGUGUGACAGCGUCUGAUUCUUCUGUGCUGACCAACGGACAUUUCUGAUGGCGGACAGCUCGUCCAAACUUGGCGACGGCGUGCACACCGAGCCUCCCUCCUUUCUUUGAGCACAUUUCACACUCUGCGGACAGGAAAGGGUUAAAGCAAACUUCAUUUCUUAACGACUCAGGAAAAACACUUUUUUGCAGAUAUUGUUUAUUCCCAGAAUUUUGUCUUUGAGGAAAAAAAAGAUUUAAGACUAAUCUAGUCUGGAUAUUUUCUCUCUUCCCUCAUCCUCUCCAUUGUGGUAUUUUUAUAUACAAGGCGCAUCCCAUGUUUUUGGUGUUAAAAGAGUUUUGAAGAGUCCUGUUAGAUUUGUAUUGCCUAGUUGAAUGUUCCUAUAACCAUAGUCCUAUGUGAUCCAACCUCUCUCUUCUCUCCUUCUUCUAUUUUCUUUGUUCUAUUGAAGGCCAGGUUCUAUUUGGGGGCAUCCUGUACUCUGUAAGAGCAAUAGCAGAAACUCCUACUUAGUGUCCCAAACAAUAGCAGAAGAGGCAGCCGGGAGUAUGUUUUUGUUUUUAGUGUGAGUAUUUGUAUUUGUUUCUUGUACAAGGUGAACAUUUAGCAUUCAGUGCAGUUUAAAUAAAAAGAUACAAUACUUUG